Molecule: messenger RNA, 732 nt
Organism: Annulohypoxylon truncatum
Lineage: Eukaryota; Fungi; Ascomycota; Sordariomycetes; Xylariales; Hypoxylaceae
Exons: 1
Coding region: 1-732 (243 amino acids)
Source: RefSeq, a predicted model, not a curated record
AUGUGUAGGGUACGACGAGUAUUCUACUCGUGCCUGCACGAGGACUACGACGUGACGCCUCCGCGGGCCAUCCUGUACUGCAGCUGGGCCGUCCCUAACGUGGGCAGCAGCUCCAGCAGCGGCGUGCGGCCGUGUGCGAGCGUCCAGGUACUCCCGCUCACGGACCGGGACGACGUCUUCGCGGGCAUCGUGCGCUCGGUGCCGUGCGAUGUCUGUGCCGGCUUGCCCGGUCCCGGCAACGAUGGUACUACUUACUACCGGAACCCGUGGUUGGUGCCGCCGAUGGUAGCAGCGGAAGCCGCUGAAGCUGAGGCCGGACCAGAAGUAGAGAGCAAUGAGCCGGUCGGACAGGAGUCAGCUAGUCAUGACGACAAUGACGUUGAUAUCGACACUUUGCUUGAGAGGCUUGACGCUGCUAGCCUCCAGGAUGAACUCGACGUGUUCGACUUCGCGUGGGAUGGGGACAACCGUCAAGUAGCAGAGUCGGCCGGCAUAGAGGACGCAAGCAACGCAACUGGUAACCCGACUGACAACGGACAGCCCAUCGGAACGCCCGGAUCUGGCGAGGGACCUUUCUAUUCCAACGGAGAGACAGAUCUCAACCAGGAGAUCCAAUCCGCUACUAGGGAACUACAGGAUCUACAACUCUACGAUGAACAGGAGGAGGGGCAGGAGUUUGCCGAUGAGCUGAACGAGAUCGGUAGUGACACAGGCAAAGAAACGUCGACAUAA